AUGGGAGGCAAAAGCAGCACUCAUAUAGACGAGUGCGCUCAGGGCCUUGAUAAUUGCAAGCAAAAGGGCGGCGAUUGUGUGAACAUUCCGGGCAGCUUUACUUGCGGCUGUGGACCGUACAGGCAAGAAAAGGACGGAGUUUGCAUUGACAUCAAUGAAUGCUCCACAAACAGGGGAAAUUGUGAUGAGAACAGCGACUGCAUCAACCGUGAUGGAGAAGAACAGCUGUGCAAAUGCCAUAAAGGCUGGACUGGCAAUAACGAUAAGCCCAACGUCGCAUGCAGAGAUAUCAAUGAAUGCAAUGAGAACCCGUCCAUCUGCCCAUCUAAUUCAGUCUGCACCAACCUUGCGGGAUCUUAUAAGUGCGAGUGUAGUGCUGGAUUCGAGCCCGACUCUUCCGGUAGUGGAUGCGUGACGGAAGACUUCUGCGGCACGGGGAAGAAUGACUGUGACACGGUAUUUGCCGCAUGUUCCUUGGUUCCUGGAUCAUUUAAGUGCGAAUGCAUCCAAGGGUUUCGUGGAGCCGGGACAGUCAACACGUGCGAGCCUUUGCCCGGCAACGAAGAUCUGGCUUGCACAACUUUGGGAUUGACGUGCGGUGACUACAAGUACUGCACGAAGAGCACUACACAGGCAGGACUGUGGGAGUGCACAGACAAAGCGGCAUCCGAACAGCUUGCAGUGUUCAUUGCGAAUGGCGCAACGAGCGAUACACCAUCAUGGGUUUGGGCUGUCGUUGUUUUGUCUACGAUUGCGCUAAUACUCAUUUCUGGAGGCGUAUUGUGGUGUUUAUACAAGCGUUUCAUCAAAACCAGAGAGGACACCGAGGAGGACCUGCUUGCAGAACAGGGUGUGUCUGCGGGCGGGCAUGAUUUCGGAGAGGGCUACAGCUACGGUGCGACGCAAGGGUACUACGCGUGA
This is a messenger RNA of Eimeria necatrix, 921 nucleotides long. RefSeq names its product microneme protein 7, putative. NCBI's taxonomy places the organism in Eukaryota, Apicomplexa, Conoidasida, Eucoccidiorida, Eimeriidae. The record is from RefSeq and is a predicted model, not a curated record. Gene Ontology annotation, molecular function: calcium ion binding. The transcript has 7 exons. Bases 1 to 921 code for a protein of 306 amino acids.